Menidia menidia (Atlantic silverside) is the source of this 1602-nucleotide messenger RNA. The record is from the annotation of a GenBank genome assembly. Lineage: Eukaryota; Metazoa; Chordata; Actinopteri; Atheriniformes; Atherinopsidae.
AUGAUGCGGCCCAAAGAUCUGCGCCAGGGCUCUGGCACCAAGACCUUCCUGGACGCCAUGCACGGCGGUAAAGUCCACCUGGCACGCUUCAUCCUGGAUGCCCUGGACGGGCGCAUCAUCAACUCCAAGACCGAGAACAGCCGCACCCCGCUCAUGUACGCCGUCUGCCUGCAAGAAGUUGGGACCAGGACCAAGUUCACCCGGCUGCUGCUGGAGAAAGGGGCUAAUGUCAACUGUCAGGACGAGGACGGCCGCACAGCCCUGAGCCACGCCUGCGAGAUGGGUCACCUGGACGUGGUCAAACUCCUCGUGCAGUUCAACGCUGACCCCGAAGUCUCGGAUUCCUGGGGUAACAGUGCUCUCAUGUACGCCGCCUUCUCUGGACACAGUCAGGUUCUGGAGUUCCUGGUCCGGGCUUUCAAAAGACUGGGGCUGAGAUUGGACAGGACCAACAGCGCCGGUCACUCGGCCAUUGAGGUGGCCAACUUCUUCGGACACAACCAGUGCGUGCAGAUUUUGAACUUCCCGUGUAGGAAGGUGGGUAAGGAGGAUCCACCUGUGGAUGCGGGUGUUGACGGUGAGGGCAGCCUGCCCGGCCGGCUCCCCAGGCACGUUCUGGACAGGUUCUCCAAGCACCUGACUAAUGAAGUCCAACUGCCAGGCAUAUUCCAGAGACAGAUGAAAAUCGGAGACAACAACGGGCUGUGGAACCAUUACAGAUGCCCCAGGAGUCAGUCUCAAGAGGACAGCCAUGGCCAGAGCUGGGCUCUGCCUCCACAGCUGGAGAAAGCCCAGACUGAAGGGGAUCACAGCGUCCUCUUCACUGCCAAACAACUGCAAAACUGCCAGCUUCGAGAGCCGAGGGGAGCCAAAAUCCUGAACUCUCUUUCCGAUCCAAGCCAGAAGGAUGUCAGCCAAGACGCCAGGCUCCCAGUGCAAACUCCGGAGAGCUUCCCUCUCUGGGGGAAGGCAAAGUCUUUUAACCUGGACCUCCUGAGCAGCCGAAAGCAGUCCUACCAGGGCGAUGUGCGCGACAUGAGCCUUCCAGCCAGCAAAUUAAAGAGAGCUUCGCUACAGGACGAGAGAUGCCUGAUAGACAAGAUAGAAUGCCAAGGGAGCACCCGGGGUCUGACAAACAAUGGCAACAAAAUGAUCUCAGCUCUUAAGCCUGUUUUAACCAGCAAGGGUCAGCCUGUGAAAGUCCUCCAGGAGAACGUCAGAUCACCCAGUGAGGAGACCGGCGACGCGGCUUCAUCAGGCAGAAGGGAGCAGCACAAGAGAGGAAGCCUGGGCUCAAGUUCAAGACACGGCAAAGUACUUUUUCCCCGGGAAGAGGCGGAGGCAGAAAAGAUCCCCGGCCGCGCGCCCGGGUUCAUGGGCCUGGGGACCCGACUGCUGCGUCGAUUCACCGCCCCGGAGUUCAUGAGGAUGGUGAUAGACUGUUCGUCCGGCUCGUCCAAUGGAAGAGGUCGGAUGUCCCGCUCAGAGACCUUCCCCCUCUCACACACACACCAGCAGGUCAACAGUCAGCAGAGCGUCGACAGCAUCAGUGCUGUGAAGUGUGAGUUCGAGAGCUACUCGUCUCAGUCCACCCUCGAUUAG